Messenger RNA from Paramuricea clavata, 6870 nucleotides. The record is from the annotation of a GenBank genome assembly. Lineage: Eukaryota; Metazoa; Cnidaria; Anthozoa; Malacalcyonacea; Plexauridae.
UGAACAAUCGUAGUUGGACUGUGACAGUGAGUGAGAGAGAAAUUGUAUUGUGAAAGAGAGAUAAUAGCCCGUGCGCUAUCUAUCUAUACGUAAUCGUGACCAUUGUGAACCUUUUAAUUUUGUUAUAUAUCUUUGGUAAAUUUUAUGUUUUGUUUGAAUAUACAUUUUUGUUACUUCGAACAUUUGUGACUUGUCGAGGACUACAUUUUGGAGGCGAAUUCUCGACAUAGUGGCACCUCCUGAACGGGAUUCUACUGAAUCUGUGAUAUGAAUAUGGACGGGAAAGAGUUGACAAAUCUCGAAACGAAGCUAAUUACGCAGCUGGAAAUCGCAACAGAAAAGUCAAAAACAUUGCUGAGCUCCAGGUAAGCGAGUAGCAAUUAAGCGACACCUCGACGCGUUACAAACAACGGCCAACGAGGCCAAUGAGUGCAGACGCACUGUUGAGGCAUUUAAAAUCACAAACAAAGAAGAGCUUUCAGAAAUCAAAAAAUGGAACGAUGACUUAGAUUUAAAGUUUGAGCCCGCUGACGCGGCUAUUCAAAACCUAGAACAUUUUCUUGCUGAGGCUAAAAAGGCCGAAAAGUUUGUGACGCACGAGGAAGAGUUAAAGCAUGAAAUGAUACUGCAUGAAAAGAGAAUGGAAAUGCAAGCCGAACUGUCUUCUGCCUCGUCUUCAUCCCCCAAACAUCAAAAGGAAUGUAAAGAAUCCGAAGUAUUUUCAGCUGGAACUGCAAAAUUACCCAAACUCGUUAUCGCAAAGUUUGGUGGCUCUUUUACUGACUGGCCAAAGUUCUGGGGACAAUUCACUGAAGCGAUUGACAAAAGUUUGUUAGCGCCAAGAAGUUUACGUAUCUGUUAGAGCUGCUUGAACCAAACGUAAAACGCGGUGUCGAAUCUCUUCCAUUUAGCCCUGAGGGGUAUAAUAGAGCAAAAGUAAUUUUGAAAGAUAAAUACGGCAAAGAGUCAGAAAUAGAGAAAUGCUAUGUGAAGGAAAUUUUGGAUUUACCAAACAUUCUGGGAGCCAAUCCCCGUAAGAUCGCUAACUUUUGUGAUAAACUUACGCAUUCAGUUCAAGCGCUCGAGACGAUGGGCAAACUUAGUAAUGUUAACGGGAACGUAUCAAUGACCCUUGAUAAACUAUCGGGAAUUCGGGGGGAUUUGGUGCGCAACAACCCUGAGUGGGAUGCAUGGGAUUUUAUCAAACUAACUGAUGCCGUGAAUCAUGGGCAAAGAGAAACCCCGUAACUAGCUCUGGAGGGGAACGGGAGGAGAACAAUGCAAGAAAACUCUUCCAUUCUCAAAAUCAGCGAUUUGUGCCCAGGGGAUGUGUUUACUGCGGCGAUUUGAGCCAUAAAGCCGUCCAAUGCGAAAAAAUCAGUGAUGUAGGCGAAAGAAAGAAAAUACUGGCAAGAAAGGGUCUUUGUUUUAAUUGCGCAACGAAACCCCAUCGCGCUGCUGAUUGUACAAGUAAAUCUGCCUGCAGCCAAUGCGGCAAACGUCAUCACUCAUCCAUUUGUGAUCAAGCUAAACAUGCGUCCGGUGAUAAGAAGUUGAUGACAGAUGGUGGCAGUGGUGAGGGCAUAUUUCCUGUAGUUGUGAUUAAAGUAAAUGGUUUAACAUGCCGCGCGUUGAUAGACUCUGGCGCCGGGAGCGAGUUUAUCUAUUGGUCGAGUGUCGAGGGUCGAGGGUUAAAUGUCGAGGGCGAGGGUAAAAAGUCGAGGGCGAGGGUAAAAAAUCGAGGGUAAAAAGUCGAGGGUUAAAAAAGUCGAGGGUAAAAAGUCGAGAAUUAAAAAAGUCGAGGGUUAAAAAAUCACAAAAAAUACCAUAUUAAGAUCAGGUAACCGCUUUGGAUAAGGCUAUAACGACGUCUACGUGUCUUCUUGGCAGUAUUGUUAUACGAGCACUUUUACUGAACCAAAUAUAAUAUAUCAAACCUAUAAUAUGCGUUCCACGCACAUAUACUAGGCCUAUAAUAUAUACGACAGGUGGCGUAUUCUGCGUUUUAAAUGUACUAAUAUGCCACAGCGUGGUUUUGCGUUCUGAUGCAUUUGCAUGCAGCCGUGCAGACAGCAAUACAAUCAGUUAUAUAUUGUUUAUUUUCUACACAAACUACAGUAUAUUACAUACUAAUCAGAAAAUUUUCUUAAAACAAGUUUUUUUUUUCUUAAAAUAAGAAAAUGAUUUUUUGCUGUGCAUCACUUAGGCCCCGCCCCGUAAAGACUGGAAAUAUUUCCUUGACAAAUUUUAUUUGCUCGUGUGUACGGCAAAACAAUGACAAUUUUCCCAUGCCAAGGAGCCUUAUUCCAAAGCUAGUGAUAUCAUAAUGGCUUUGGCAGACAAAAGGCGGCCUGGACGUGAGAUAAUUGUUUAACAACAUUCCGUGCACACCAACAACAAAACUUGUGCAAGGGAAACUUAUCAGGAAAACUUGUUUACCAAUACACGAGAGAGUAGAACUCGCUCUCUGUAGAAAGCUUUACCUAUUUUCUGUUAAUUUUUUUUAUUUCAACACCCAUUCGCCGGGUAUAACCCAUAGAGAUACCUGCGGAGGAGGCUAAAUCUGUAUUUAAAUGAUUUUUUCUCCUGUAUAGGUGCUUCCCCGAAUCCAUUCGUUGGCUUCUGAUCAAUAAUCGUGUUGACCAGGCAGAGACAGUCGUCAGAAACAUCAGUACUUUCAACAAGAUUCCUUUCCCGCAAGAGAUAUUUGAUAAAACGGUUAAUGAAAUUAAUGUUCAGAAGACGGAGGUGAAUAGGUCUGAUAUCAAGAGUUAUACAAUUGUUGAUAUUUUUAGAUCAAGUGUGUUGAGGAAACGAUCUUUGAUUAUGAUGGUUAUUUGGUAAGUACUGACUGGCACAGUAUAGGUCAGGUAUAGAUCUGGGUAAAGUUAAACUCCCGAUUAAGAUUUAUCAGUGAAACCAAGACAUUCCUCUAAGUUGAGAUAAAGAAACUGUAACUGAGAUUAAAAAAAAGUCCUGAUUAAUUAAUAUGAGAUCAAGAAAUUGUGACUGAGAUAAAAAAAACAACUCGUGAUAUCAAGAAAGGUGAUAUCAAAAAAGUCCAACUAAGUUCGAGAAACUCCAACUGGGAUCAAUACACACCUCAUGACCAAGAAACUCCUGAUUAAGGUGAAAUCAAGAAACUCCUGAUCAGGUCGAGAUCAAGAAACUCCAACUGAGAUCACGAAACUUCACCUGAGAUAAAGAAACUCCAACUGAGAUCAAGAAACUCCUGAUCAGGUCGAGAUCAAGAAACUCCAAAUGAAAUAAAGAAACUCCAAUUAAGAUCAAGGACUUCAACCCAGAUGAAGAAACUCCUGAUGAUCAAGAAACUCGUGAUUAAGGUGAUAUCAUGAAGAAUCAUCAACUGAGACCAAGAAACUCCAACAUGUUCAGAACACUGCAGCUAGAAUAGUAACAAGGACCAGCAGAAGAGACCAUAUUAAUCGUUGGUACAUGGAAGAUUGUUGUUAUGCCGCAUUUAAGAGCUUCCUCGCGUACAGAUUGCAUGCUUACAUUCAGUAUUGGUUCAAACAAGUUUUUUUCGUUUGUACUCUCGUAAAAUACAGUUAAAUCGCAGUCUGAAACUUCUAAGCGUUUAUUAAAACACAAAAACAACAUUUCGAUGCUAGUUUGGGUUUCUUUUAAGAUUAUUUGUUUAAUCUUUGAAUAUAAAAUCCGUUGGUUUUACUCUAACAAACAUCGCAGAUAUUAAUUCUACAGCAUUAACACUGGAUCAAUAAGUCAUUUCUCGAUCUCUAGGGAAAAUGUUUAGAACUGACAGAACUACCCAGCAUGAAUUUAAUGACCGCUGUAUAUCCACUAUACACACAUAACCAUUUCGUAACCUUUCAGGUUUUCGACAUCCAUGGGUUACUAUGGACUGACAUUGAACAUCGCAAGUCUUGCCGGAAAUAAAUACUUAAACUUCUUCAUCAGUGGAGCAUUGGAAAUUAUCAUCAUUACUGCAACCAUGUUUGUCCUAAACAGGUGUAUUGAGUGGUAUAUUGAAGAAUACAGUCAAGCAUCUCCGUACAGAAACCUCAUUAAUACGGUGUCCUCUCUAAUACAAACACCUCUCUAAUACAAGCACCUCUCUAAUACAGACACGUCUCUAAUACAAACACCUCUCUAAUACAGGAACCUCUAAAUACGGACACCUCUGUAAUAUGAACACCUUUCUAAUACGGACACAUCUCUUAAACGGAAACCUCACUAAUACGGACUCCUCUCUAAUACAGAAACCCCUCUAACACACACACAACUUUCUAAUACGCGGACAUCUCUCUAAUACCGACACUUCUCUGUCUUCUCUAAUACGAACACCUUUAAUAAAAACACCUCUCUGUUACGGACACCUUUCUAUUACGGGAAGUUUCCAAUAUCUCUAUAUAUUCUCUGGAUAUACUACAACGGCAAAAUUCUGGACUUAAAUUAAUUUCCGCCUGUAAAAUUACUUCUUGCACUAAAGACACAAGUGAGUACUUGUUAGAAAGAAAAAGCUUUGAAACAAGACCAAAUUCACUUCAUAAGAAUUAAUAUAGCUUUUAAAUUAUUAAGCAUAAAAGAUGGUUUCCUUUUACAUGCAGCCUGUAUGGCUGACUGUUUGUGAAGCAUGGAAAGUAAUGGUUUAUUAUAUUUCAUCUAGGUUUGGACGACGCAGGCCAUUGUGUGUUUAUUAUUUUAUCGGUGGAACGGCUCUUAUUAUUGCAGGAGCAUUGCCAAAGUCGAACAGUAAGAUAUUUGAUGUUACCUUGACUUAUUCACAGAUGACUGUUUAUAGUUUAUUUCGUCUUUACACCAGCUUUAGUUCCAGACUGCCAUUUCCAACAUCAGUACUUACUAUGUAGAUUUUCGUUUACCCGGCAAUAAUCCCAGACUGACCCGAGGUCUGCUGCGCGGAUUCUUUUCCUCCACAUCAGUUCCUUGAUAUUUAGAUCCUCUUUUACCUAACAGUAAGAUAUUAUAAUAUUUCCUUUACUUUUUCACAGAUGAUAGUUUAUUUCUUUUUCAAGCCAGUUUUAGUCCCAGAUUGGGAUUCGUUUCCUCCAUUCUUUUCCAUCCUUUGUUAUUUCCGCAAUCAUUUUCUUAGUAUGGUCGGGUUCUUCUCCAUUGCUUUCCGACCCUAAUAAUUUUCACCUUAGAUCUUUCAGCUCUGAUCAAAGAUUGACCCAUGCAAGGUCGAUAGCUCCGACUCUUUUCUUCAUCUCGUCCUGUCCCUUGUCAUUUCUACCAUCAGUUUAUUGUUGAUUACACUGUAGAUAUUCUUUUACAGAAUAAACCAACUUUAUUACAUGCCUUUUUAUUACGUGUCUAUACCAUCUCAGCCUUUUUUCUCUCACUUUCCGUACAACGUCCACCAUCUUACGUCUUCUGAUCUCUUCAUUCCAUGUCUGAUCGACCAUCUUUUAUCUUCUCUUAUUUUACUUCCAUAUAUCAUCUCUCAGCCUUGUUUUCCGCAUUAUCUCUACAGUCUGUAGUCUCUAUAGACCACUACACACUUUCUUCUAAUCUCUUUACUGCCCUUAACCACUUAACACGUACUGUUCUUGGCAAAGUCGAAGGCGAAAAUAGCAGUAUAAAAAGCUAAGUUUCAGCCAUCCAGAACUAGGACCUGUUCUCCCUGUUCUCGUGAGAUUAGUAUUCGCCAUUUGUACAUCCAUCUUGUUACAGAAAGUAUCCAGACCCUUGUGACUGUCUUUGCGAUAGUAGGAAGAAUGUUCCUGACUGGAAAUUUUGCGAACAUUUAUAUCUAUACUUCUGAAUUUUAUCCUACUACGAUGCGGUAUGUAUUCAAUCAAUAAUCACCCUCAUUAAAUAAAUUAAGUAUUAAAUAAAUAUCAUUUCAUUAUCACUCUCAGUUUGAGAUAGGAAGGUCGUAUUAUGUUUUAUACAAUUCUUACUGUAGGAACGUAGGUUAUGGAGCAGGGUCAUUCUUGGCAAGAAUUGGCGGCAUUGUAGCACCACAAAUUUUGUUACUGGUAUGUUACUAACGUGUCAAAAGCUUAGGAGUGUUAAGGGUCCCUAGCUGCGCAAAAAUGGUUAAUCUAUUCUUUUUUCGCCCCAUGUAAUACCAUCCAUGCGCUCCUUGGAUUCCGGAUUCUGCUCCUUGGAUUCCGGAUUCCGCUACUUGGAUUCCGGAUUCCUCCGAUGUUUAGAUUCUGGAUUCCACUGUCUGGAUUCCGGAAUGCAAAAUUAUUAAAAGUUGGAUUCUGGAUUCGUGGAUUACCUUACAUGAGGCGACUUUUUUCAUUAAUUAAUUAGCAUAAACUCGAUCCAAAUUAGCAAAGGAAAGUACAUAAUUAAGGAUUAACAAUACUCGUCAGUCGUGAUGUUAAAUUAUGAGACAAAAUUCACACACUUUGAUCAAAUUUGCUCCCAAGCGUAAUUUUGGUGGACUAAUCAGAUGUUAGGAGUGUAGUUGCAUUCCUGGACGUUUUGAGAUAAAAACAUGAAACCUUUUUUGGGGGCGAGGAGGCUUCAAUUAAACAUCCAUGGUUUUGGUAAUAUAUUUUUGUAUUAAAACGCACAUUUCAUUAUCUGUUAUCGGAUAUGAUGUAACAGUAUAAAUUAGACGGACAAACCUAUCAUAUAUAACGAUCAUGGCAUCAUAUUUCGUGUUACAUGCAGCACUGCAGGAAUUUAAUAAUAUUUUUUCCAUAGGGCGAAUACACAGGUGAGGCCGUACCUUUUAUUAUAUUUGGUGGGAUGAUUCUGAUGUGCGGUGCACUUGCCCUUUUGCUACCAGAAACUUUGAAUGUGAAACUGCCGGAGACACUGGAGGAUGUACAAAAAUUUGAAAUGCCACAAGAAGGAAAGGAAAAGAUGAGCAUUGUAAUUGGGAAAGAAAAUCUCGAACUUGCCUCUUGA